Messenger RNA from Alligator sinensis (Chinese alligator), 5225 nucleotides. RefSeq names its product OTU deubiquitinase with linear linkage specificity (gene OTULIN). The record is from RefSeq and is a predicted model, not a curated record. Gene Ontology annotation, biological process: protein linear deubiquitination. Gene Ontology annotation, molecular function: cysteine-type deubiquitinase activity. The transcript is spliced from 8 exons. The coding region runs from base 486 to 1490 and encodes 334 amino acids. Lineage: Eukaryota; Metazoa; Chordata; Crocodylia; Alligatoridae.
AAAUAUGACUAGGCUAGUCUGUGAAGGUGCACAGAAGUAGUACCCUCCUCCCCCUCCGGAGUUGGUCUCGCCCAACAGCUUCAGGCUACGGGCCAGGCCGAAGAGUAAGGACAAGUCGGGCCGUAGUUCUAUUUUUCUGGUGUCACUGCUCAGGCGUUCCAUUCGGACGCGGCGGGCAGUAGGGAGGAAAGAAGUCGGCUCUAGCGGUAACUUCGGCGCAUGCGCUCUUAGCAUAGUGGAGGAGCAGUCAGGAUAGACUGGAACAGAAGACAAGCAAACCCAAUGGCUCUUCUGCCAAUGUGGAAGAGAGACAGAAGAAAGUGACUACUAUAUUCUGCUUGACAAAAAAUGAAAAAGAAUUUUAUGUUCCAAGUGAUGAAUCUUGCUUAGCAAGUGUAGCCACACGCCAGAAAGAGAAGCAUGCAGUGGAAAUCAAAGAAGAAUGUACACAUAAAAGUCACGGAAGAAUUUCUCAGACAGGUGACAUGAAGGCAUUUCUGACCCACCAAGCUGUUUGUGAAAACUGUGAAGUGAACUUGCCUGGGUUUAGCAACUCUUCAGCUAUGGAGUCAACUGUAGAUAAUGAGGAGGACAUGUAUCGUGAUGCAGAAGAAAUAGAGAGAGAAAAAGUAUUACUUGUUUGUGAGAGAGGCUCCACAGAAAAUAAGCUAAGUGUUGCACCUGAAAUGGAUAUCGUGGAGUACUGCCAAAAAGAGUGGAGAGGAAAUACACCAGUGGCAAAACUUAUGAAAAAGGGAUAUGAAGCAGUUUCUCAGAAAUUUGCCUGUAUAAGGAGAGUAAGAGGUGAUAACUAUUGUGCUCUCAGAGCAACGCUAUUCCAGGCACUGAGCCAAGCUACUGAACAGCCUAACUGGCUCCAUUCAGAGGACUUAAUGCUGCUUCCUGAAAAGCUGCUGAGCAAAUAUGACUGGAUCAAAGACUGGCAGCACAGAGGAAAACUGGGGAGAAAGAUGAGAGAAAUUGGUGAUGAAAUUAAGGAAUAUUUAGGACUACUAAGGAAGAAGUGGAAGAGUGUAAGUGAAAUGAAGACACCCAUGGAGAAGCAAGGUGCUUGCAAUGAAUUGUUUAAAAACGAAGAGGAGGAAUAUUGCCUUUAUGAAGCCGUGAAAUUUUUGAUGCUGAAUACAGCCAUUGAAUUAUACAAUGAUAAUAAAGAAGGAAAGAAUGUACCUGUGUUCUCAUGGCUAUUGUUUGCUCGGGAUACAUCCAGCAAUCCUAAGCAAUUAAUGAAUAAUCACUUGAAUCACAUUGGUCACACUGGAGGCCUGGAACAGGUGGAAAUGUUUCUUCUUGCAUAUGCUCUGCGACAUACCAUCAAAGUUUAUAGACUAUAUAAAUACAGCACUGAUGAAUUCAUCACACAUUAUCCCAAUGACCCAGAGGAAGACUGGCCUGUAGUGACUCUUAUAACUGAAGAUGACAGACAUUAUAAUAUUCCAGUUGGAAUGUGUGAGGAGACUGCCGUGUAAACAUAUUAUUUUGGCAGGCUGGCAAAUUUUGGAUGAUCAGAUUUCCAGUACUAUUUAAAAAAAAAAAAAAAAAAAAGUGGGCGGGCCACGAUGAGGUUUAUGUGAUUAAAUCUUCCGUAUUUUGUUUCUUGAGUUGCAGAGGUUUGAACUGAAAUGCCAGAUAGGAGCUCCCUGAAAGCAAGGAGUAGGAAAUUGUACAAGCUUUUAUUCUUGUGUGUAAAAGAAUUUGAAUGGAGCUCUUUGGAACAGAUCUCUGAACGGGAUUGUAUUUAUAAAAAUGCAGAACUUGCUAGGUUACUUCCUUAAAGAAGGUUUGUUUGGCUCAGUGGUGAGAGGGCACUUAGCAUGAAAGCUUAGCUCAAAAAUUACUAUAGCAAUGAUUAAAUGAAAUUGCUGUUUCAUGGACAGUGAAUUUUAAUACUGCUCUUACAGGUUGUUUAGAAGUAAUUUGUAUGAAUGGUAGAAAUGUGGUGAUGGUAUAUGUGCCAUUUAUCUUACAUUAGUAAGGAGGUGUUUAUUUAAAAUAACCAUUCAGGGCUGUUCUUUGAUGGCUGUCUAUUUCUAGAAGCUAGGGAUCUGGUAUGCUGGAAAUUAAGUUGGCGGGGCGGAGGUUUCCUUCCCAAAGGGAGCAUGGCAAACGGAUUUAGUAAUUACGAGGGUACAGAGCAGUUUUCCCCUAGGUCAUCUCUAUGAGUCCUACUGAGCUCAGUGUUUUCUGAAAGUCAUUAACACUUCCAGUCGUAUUUUGAAAUAUGAUAGCAUCAGUCUAUUUCUCUUUGAGUAUCUGUCCAUAUCACAAAUGUUCGUAACAUAGUUGGCAUCCUUAUUUUAAGCCUCUGUGAAGAAGUAAAGGAUAUGAAUGAACAGUGAUAGCACUAGACACGGGUAAAUUUGAAGCCAGUGCGUAUACGAUGUUACUUCUGCUACACUUUUGUCUGAAGUUUUUCUUGCAUGGGACAUAGUGCUUUUGAUCAGUCACCUUUCACAAGCAUUAAAUUUACUGUUUAAAAAAUGAAUGGGAGGAGGAAUGCUAUGCUCUGCAGUCAUGUCAUAAUUGAAAGGUUUUCUGUCUUCACCCUGUGAAUUAGUUUAAAACUGAAAUAAGGCUUCUAGUUUCUUUCAGAACAGGAGAUAUGUAGAGUUUUAAUGGAAUGAAAAUCAGACAUUGUGAUAUAAGCGUGCCUGCCCCUUCUGAAUGGUUGGUUUUCUUAACAGGGUUGCGUAAAGAAGAAUUUUUUUUUAAAGAAGUCUUGACAUCAGUGCUGUAACUAGUUCUGUGCUGUUCUGCUUCAAAUUAGAUUAGUCUUUAAACUUGCCCUUUUGAGAGUAUUUACUACACCAAUCAGUAAAUAUUGACCUCACCAUCAUGUGCACUGUAAGCCUAUGAUAUAUCAUUUUGUUACCUCUAUCCUUUUUUAAAUAAUUAGCAUGGUGCUUUGUGUCAAAAUGGUUCCUAGAAACCACAUGGAAAUAAUAAAUUAAAAAUGCUGUAUCUUAAUAUUUUAUUUCCUAGCUCAGUCAUUUAUUUUAUUUCCUAGCUCAGUCAUUUCUUAGCACAUGUCUUGGUCUGCUCUCUCAAAUUUUAUUUUGAAGUCUUAAUGUUGAAAUGCUGAACAAGAACAUAAUCUAUGUAACGAAAAAUGUAUUGAGAUCAAACAUUGUGUGUGAUUGGCAUUUCUGUUAAUUUGCUGGUCACAUUUGAGUAGCCAAGAACUUCUCUCAGUAGCUGAUAGUAAAGCAAAAGGAGAAAAAAAACUUUCAAAUUACAAUCCUACAUUUAUUCUUGCACUUUACUGGGCCAUACAAUGGUAACUUAAAUCAGUUUCUAUUUUUUUAAAUCAUAAAUCAUGCUCUCUCUUUUUAGGUUUUUAAAAAUGGUUAUUGUAUUUGACUGAGAUGUGAGCAUAAAGAAAACACUUUUAAAGAAUUCUUUGCAUUUGAAAGCUUGUCUAACUUUAUCCCAACUAUACAGUUGGUCCAAUAAAUGGUAUCACUCCCCCACAAAUCCUGUUUUUUUUUUUUUUUUAUAUCAUGCAUUCAGCAUUCUACAGUCCUCAGGCAUACUUAGGACCCUGUUUUCAGGCCCUGACUUAUGCAAGCAGUUCCAUGGUAUGUGCACACAGAGCAAGGAAAUGCUGUGCAGAGAGAUUUCAUGUGCACGUGAACUAAUAAGCUCUCUUGGUAAGUCUCAGUAACGUAGCUAUGUUCCUUCUGGUUCUGGUUAACGUUCAUACUAAAAUAAAAAUGAAGUAAAGUGAAGAAAAAUAAGUUUCCGUGGUGCUGCUUUAGACCAUAUAGCUGUACUCCUGAUGGUUCUGGAGAUAUGCAUUGAAGCUAGGGUGAAGGAUUGAGCCCAAUGAUACUUUAUCAUUUACAAGUAUAGAAUAUAGUGAAACCUGGAAAUAUGGUAACACCUGGAAUCUGCCUGUAUAAAAGUCAGUGACAAAACUCCCAUUGACAUCAGUGGGAGCAGGCUUUGACUCUUGAAUGCCUUCUGAGAAAUCACCUUGUGUAUUUUUCUUGUCAAAGCACAGUGCAACCUCAUUAUAACAAACUCUAGUGGUGCUGGAGAAAAGUGCCUUAAAAAUGGUGUUUGCCUAAAUGUAUUUAAUUGGAUGCAUCAUCAUAAUAAGAAUGUCGGUUCCUACUAUUGGUCUGGCUAAAAAUGGGAUUUGUUAUAAAUAAGGCUUGUUUUAUAACAAGGUUGUACUGUAUUUUAAUGCAAACAAAUGAAUUUUCACCUACUUUUGUAUAUAUUAAAACUAACUUUGUAUUUCAAAUAUAAAAGCCUUCAAAACAGUGCAAAUGCCUUGAAUUUAUUUAAUGUCCCAGAAUUGACAGUUAGUUGUUUGCAGACCGUUUUUUUUCUAUACUUAGCCAAAAUAGCCUAUAGUAGUGGUGCUCAAACUCAGGGCCCAUGGGCUGAAUGCAGGCCAUGGAGUUGUGUCAUUCAGCCUGUGAGGCUCCUCAUGCAUCUAGAAAUUUGGUGGCAAGGGGAAGCAGUGGCAGAUUUGAUUGGCUUGUUUUUCCAGAGCCAUGGCACUUAACACUGCCACCGCUUCCCUGCUGCCAAAUUUCCAGACCCACAAGGAGCCCUGCAGGCUGGAAAAUGACUCUGCACCAAAAUGCACUGGUCUACAGGAUCAGAGAUUUGAGCACCACAGGCCUACAACGUCAUGGGCUAACCUUCAGUCAACAAAAUAAAUGAAAUGUGUAACAGUGGGAGGAAGAAGAAGGGGGAGGAGUCUUGUCCAGCUACUUUUCCUAAUGGAUAUUCUUCAGUGGAAGUUACCCAUAGGGGCAACGGCUAUUCUGAGCAAAGAUUGCAAGGUUAGGCCCUAAUGAUGGUAACUGGUAAAAUGGCAAGACCUGAAGCAUGCUGGAAAAGGUUGGUAAAAUCUGUAGUUGGUUAUCUCUCUGCUCACCUAGGUAUUUCAUUGGUUUCCAUUACAGUAAUAUCUGAGCACGUAGUAAGGAAGCAGAGAUGAGAAUAUUAAUUUUGAAUUAUGCAGUCCGCUACUCUUUGUAGCAUUACCACAUACUAUUUAUACUAUUUGUCUCCCUUUCCUCCUUAUAUCCUCUUAUUUUAUUUUAUUUUUUGUAUUAUGUGAAAUUUUUUUGAUUACAAGCAUUUCAGUGGAUGGACCGUCACGUUCCAUUUUUUAUUGACACAUCCAGGACACUGUGAAUGUUUUAAAAUAUACAACUACUGAUGUAUUCUACUCCCAUUUUAUU